This is a messenger RNA of Sphenostylis stenocarpa, 192 nucleotides long. Lineage: Eukaryota; Viridiplantae; Streptophyta; Magnoliopsida; Fabales; Fabaceae. The record is from the annotation of a GenBank genome assembly.
AUGGUGUUGAGGUUGAGGACUGAUCCUUGCACCAGAGCAGCUUUCAGCUUCUUCCUAACCUCUCAGCAUCUUCACCAGAUCGAUCACCAACUACCGGCAAUCAAAUACCAAAUGAGUAACAAAGAAAUGCAGACCAGUUGCUUCAGUUCCGCUGUUGUUGCUCACGGUAUUGACGUUCGCACAGUUCUCUGA